Molecule: messenger RNA, 1140 nt
Organism: Ostreobium quekettii
Lineage: Eukaryota; Viridiplantae; Chlorophyta; Ulvophyceae; Bryopsidales; Ostreobiaceae
Source: the annotation of a GenBank genome assembly
AUGCUGAGGCGGGCCGCGAGUCGCCUCUCGCGCGGCGCGGUGUCGUCGCCAUGGCCGUCCGCUGUGCAGGCGCGAGGCCUCAUGGCGUACGUGCCCUCCCCGGGGGACGGCGCGGCCAAGAAGGUGACGCUGAUUCCGGGAGACGGCGUGGGGCCGGAGCUGUGCGACAAGGCGGUGGUGCCGCUGAUCGAGGCACUGGGCGCGCCGAUCGAGUGGGAGAGGUUUGACGACAUAUCAGGGGCCAACGAACAUGGGGAGCCACAUGAGGAAGUCCCAGCGCAUGUGGUGGAGUCGAUCCGAAGGAACCAUGUUUGCCUGAAAGGCGUCCUUUACACACCUCUGAGCAAGACAAACACCAGUACACAGUCGUUGAAUGUCCAGUUGAGAAAACAACUAGAUCUGUCGGUGAACCUCAUCCAUGGGUUUUCAAUCCCUGGAAUCAAGACUCGUUUCGACGACAUCGACAUUGUUGUGAUCAGGGAGAACACAGAGGGAGAGUACAGUGGCCUCGAGCACGAGGUCGUCCCAGGAGUUGUGGAGAGCUUGAAGGUCAUAACAGAAAAGAAGUCUUUGCGAACCGCUGAGUACGCCUUUGAAUUCGCCUUCCUGAACAGCAGAAAAAGCGUCACGGCGGUUCACAAGGCCAACAUUAUGAAAGUGGGCGACGGCGAAUUUCUAAAGGCGUGCAGGACUGUGGCCGAACGCUAUCCCAGCAUCAACUACAAUGAAAUGAUAGUGGACAACACGUGCAUGCAGUUGGUCAGCAGGCCCCACCAGUUCGACGUCAUGGUGACCCCCAACUUGUACGGCAACCUGGUGUGCAACAUUGUGGCGGGCCUAUGCGGGGGCGUGGGGCUGUGCCCCGGAAGCAACAUAGGCGACGGGGUGGCCGUCUUCGAGCAGGGCGCGCGGCACGUCGCAAAGGACUUAACGGGGAGCGGCAUGGGGAACCCGACGGCGUUGCUGCUGAGCGCCGUCAUGAUGCUGCGGCAUGUAAAGCUGUACAACUUCUCUGACAAGCUAGAAGAGGCAAUCAUGCAAGUGUACGAGGAUGCAGACAUGACCAAAUUGCCUCGGGACGUGGGAGGCACGGCCAACACAGAAACCUUCACAAAUGCUGUCGCCUCGAAGCUCAGCUGA